Molecule: messenger RNA, 2499 nt
Organism: Jatropha curcas
Lineage: Eukaryota; Viridiplantae; Streptophyta; Magnoliopsida; Malpighiales; Euphorbiaceae
Gene: MAP3KA
Product: mitogen-activated protein kinase kinase kinase 3
Biological process (GO): protein phosphorylation; MAPK cascade
Cellular component (GO): cytoplasm
Molecular function (GO): MAP kinase kinase kinase activity; ATP binding
Source: RefSeq, a predicted model, not a curated record
GCUGUUCUUCACUGUAGACUCUGGUCCCACUCUCUCUUCUUCUUCCUCCCCUGUCUCUCUCUCCAAAAUAAUUUUUUAUUUAACAAAAAAUAAAAGGUAUUUCCCGUUUCUCUUCUCAUUUCCUCUCGUUUUCCUUCUCUUAUAAAUCUGUACGCGGAACACAAAUCCCAACUUUUCUCUCUUGAGAGAGGGAUAGAAAGCUGUAGGAGUAGCAGUUUUGUUUGUCUCAGUUGCUGUUGGCUAAAGCGAUGCCGGCUUGGUGGGGAAAAAAGACCUCGAAGAACAAGGAAGAGAAGCAGCAGGAUAACUUACAUGGGAAAAAUGAUGUUAGCAAGAAGAAGAGCAGUAAAGACAAGCCUAAGAGUUUUGAUGAGGUUGUUUUGACCCGGAAUUCUCCACGUGGGAGCAAGGAUUUUGCUGGUGGGUCAUCUGGGUUUUCGGGUUUUGAUUCGGAUUCAAUUGAGAAGAGAGGGCUUCCACUGCCUACGCCUUCUGGGCAUGGAAGUGAUCAUGGGAUUGGUGGGGUCGGGUUGGGAUCUGGGUCGGCUUCUGGUACUUCAAGUGUUAGCUCUUCUGGGUCUUCUGGUGAAGAUCAUCCGAUUUCAAAUGAUCAUCACAGUAAUCUGUUUGGUGGUUACAGGUCAUCUGGUGAUCACAGAGGAUAUGGUGAUAUAAGGUUCAAUACAAGGUCAAGGAGCCCAGGUCCAGGAUCAAGAAGCCCUGGUCCAGGAUCUAGAAGCCCUGGUCCGGGAUCUAGAAGCCCUGGUCCAGCAUCAAGAGGGGCCAGCAGGUCUGCUUCACCUCUUCAUCCACUUCUGGGGGGUAUGAGUCUAGAGUCUCCAACGGGAAGGCUAGAUGAUGGGAAAAGUCAAUGUCAUCCUUUGCCUCUUCCACCUGGUUCUCCAACGAGCCCUCCUUCCUUGCCAGGCACAAGAACUCCAGUAGUAACUGAAAAUACUGCAGUUGCAGUGUCAAAAUGGAAGAAAGGAAAGCUCCUGGGAAGGGGAACUUUUGGACAUGUUUACCUUGGAUUUAACAGUGAGAGUGGGCAGAUGUGUGCAAUAAAAGAAGUCAAAGUUGUUUCUGAUGAUCAGACGUCAAAAGAAUGUCUUAAGCAACUGAACCAGGAGAUAAAUUUGCUCAGUCAGCUUUCACAUUCAAACAUCGUGCGUUAUUAUGCAAGUGAACUGAGUGAUGAAACGCUUUCAGUUUAUUUAGAGUAUGUCUCUGGUGGUUCAAUUCAUAAACUGCUUCAGGAAUAUGGUGCCUUUAAGGAACCAGUUAUUCAAAAUUAUACCAGGCAAAUCCUUUCUGGGCUUGCCUAUUUGCAUGGAAGAAAUACUGUCCACAGGGAUAUCAAAGGGGCUAACAUAUUAGUAGAUCCUAAUGGUGAAAUCAAGCUGGCGGACUUUGGCAUGGCUAAACAUAUUACAUCUUGCUCUUCAAUGCUUUCAUUCAAGGGCAGUCCUUAUUGGAUGGCACCUGAGGUUGUAAUGAAUACAAAUGGCUACAGUCUCGCAGUAGAUAUAUGGAGCUUGGGAUGUACAAUUCUUGAAAUGGCAACUUCAAAGCCACCAUGGAGUCAGUAUGAAGGGGUUGCUGCAAUAUUUAAAAUUGGAAACAGCAAAGACAUGCCCGAUAUACCUGAUCACCUGUCAAACGAUGCAAAAAGUUUUAUAAAGUUGUGCCUGCAGCGGGAUCCAUCAGCACGCCCUACAGCUUCACAAUUGCUGGACCACCCUUUCAUCCGGGAUCAAGCAACAACAAGGGUUGUUAACAUCAACAUAACUAGGGAUGCUUUUCCAUACACUUUUGAUGGAAGCCGUACACCGCCCGUGUUGGAUCUUCACUCAAAUAGGUCAGAUGGAGAUUAUGCAAUGAAACAAAUAGUCACUAAUACAAGAGCAUUGAAGAACACAAGGGAUGAUGUAAGAAUGAUCACGUCUUUGCCUGUGUCCCCUUGUUCUAGCCCUUUGCGACAUUAUGGACCCGCGCACAAGAGUUGUUUCCUUUCGCCGCCACACCCAACGUAUGCAUUGGUAGGGCAAAGUGGCUACAACUUGAGUGACUACUCAUUAUAUUCUACAAGACCAAACACAAUAUAUACUCAUGAUCCUGGUUUUGAAAACUCUAUAUUAAAAGCGCAAACGCCUGGCGCAUCACCGAGAACAAGACCCAUUUAAGUGUAAAUACCAGGACAAAUACAUUUUAUUCUCUCCUUGCUCAUAAUCAGGUUAUGGUUUUCCUCAUCACUUCAGUGAAGUUGGUGGGAUUCCUUUCUCGCCCAGCAGAACGUUGAAGGGAAGAAACUUUUGGCGCUAGGAGUAAAAUGCUGGAUUUGUUUGAUCUGACGGGAAUCUAUCGGGGAUUGUUGUAAAUUGACCAGUGGGUCUGUGUGUGUAACAUUGAUGCUGUAAUCCAGUAAAUUUGAUAAGAGCAUUGCUUAUACCAACGAUUCUGGUUAGAUAAUGAAAAUAUGUGGUUUAGGCUCUUUCUGAA